Paramecium pentaurelia is the source of this 1102-nucleotide messenger RNA. The record is from the annotation of a GenBank genome assembly. NCBI's taxonomy places the organism in Eukaryota, Ciliophora, Oligohymenophorea, Peniculida, Parameciidae.
AUGGGAUAUGAAGCUAGUAAUGAAAGUAUUAAUAAAAUGAUAUUAUAAUUAUAAAGAGAAUAAGAAAAGUAUGGUAUUCAAGCAUCAUAAGCUCAUGCUAAAUUUUACUAGACAGUAGAGGAAGUUAAAAUAAAAAAUAAUUAAAUAGUUGAAUAAUAUAAAUAAAUUGCUGAAGCUUAGGCUAAAUUAAAACAUUAAUAAUAAUUAUAUGAAACUGUCAGAAGUGAUAAAAAUCUAUAUUCUAAAAAUUUAUUAGAAAGUCAUAAUGAAAUCUAAGAACUAACAAAAAAAUAUACUAGAAUGAAGCAUUAGGUUGAUUAAUUGAAAGAAGAAAUUAAAACAAAGGAUUAAUAACUUGUUAAAGAAGAUCUUGAAUUUCAUAAAGUAGAGGAAGAAAAUGCAAAAAUUGAAUAAGAUAAAGCUAAAGUAGAAAAAAACAUUAAAGCUGAUGAGGAUUUAAUUAAAAAUUAAGAAAGUCAUAUUUCAAGAUUAAAAAAUAUUAUAUAAGGAGCUUAAACAGAGAAAUAAAGAUAAUAAAAGGAUUAUAAAAUGGUAGUUAAUGAAAGAGAUAUUUUAGGAACUUAAUUAAUUAAAAGAAAUCAAGAAUUGUAAUUACUUUAUGAGAAGAUCAAGUUAAAUUAAUCAAGUUUAAGUAAAGGGGAAAUAAAUUUUAGAGAAAGAGAAAUUGAAUUAAAAAGUUUAAAAGUUGAAUUAACUAAUUUAAGAAAUGAAUUAAAAGUAAAAGUUCUUUUUUUAAUAAAAGUCUACUUAAGAUCAAACUGCAUGUAUUGAUGAAUUAAGAAAAGAGAUUAAUAAUAUUGUAAAGGAAUUAUUAAAUGAAAAGAAUAAAGUUAAAGCAUUAUCAGAUGAAUUAGAAAAUCCAAUGAAUCUAUAAUAUUCAAAUAUAUUGAAACUAUACAUAGAUGGAGAAAACUUGAAGCAACAGACUAAGAAAAAUUUGAGAGAAUUCUAAAGAUUUAAACAUUAUAAAGAAGAUUAAUAGCUAAAACUGAAGAAGUAAAUGAAAAGAAGAUUUAAUUAAAGAAAAGGAAAAAUUGUUUAUGGAACUGAAAAAUAUAUUAUCAAGAUAACCAGGUGUUGA